Messenger RNA from Cimex lectularius (bed bug), 1287 nucleotides. RefSeq lists its product as uncharacterized. The record is from RefSeq and is a predicted model, not a curated record. The coding region runs from base 384 to 1067 and encodes 227 amino acids. Lineage: Eukaryota; Metazoa; Arthropoda; Insecta; Hemiptera; Cimicidae. The transcript is spliced from 5 exons.
AACAACUCAAUAUAUACGUACAUACUAUUAUAAUUUGACAUACAUGCAAUUGUAGGUGUGCUUAUUAUAAAUUUGGUGAUAGGUCAUUGGCGAUUUCUGUCUGUUGGUGAUUGGAAUGCGAUCAGUGGUAGUGGUGGUGGUGGAAGAGGCGAAGAGGCGUCUGUGGAUCCGAUGGGCUCAGGCCUCAGUCCUCAGUCGUCACUCAGUCACUCCUCAGUGGCACCAAGGCCUCAGUUCCGACCGCUCGCCCGUUCAUUGACUCGGCCCGGCAACAAAUGACUCCGUUUGUCAUUGACGCCGAGUGAAGAAAGAUGUGCCAAAAAGUGUAAAAGACGCCCCUCGCCCUCCGUCGUUUCUCAAUUUUGAUUUUAUCUCAGUGAAAAAUGUCUCCUUCUAUCAUCCAGUUGCUGAGUAGUCUCAUGCUCAUCAAUUGCAAAUUUGACUGGGCCGUCGGUGAAAAUAUCGAAGGCAAUGAGAAGUGUGGAACGAAUGGACAGCAACUCAAGUACAUUUGGGGAGACGCGUUUACGGACGCCCCGAAUUGCCUCGGGCCCAAUAACAUGCCAUAUCCCUCGGCACAAAUAUCGCGAAACUUCAGAAAAUCCAACAGCAUCUGGGGCAUGAGCUCGAGAUACGGGCGGACUGCGAACAUGGUGAUUGAUCCGUCCAUAACUCAAAAUGUGCUCAUAAAGGCCCAUGAAGCAACUAAUUCCAUAUCUGGUGAAAACCAGCGAUCAGGUAGAGAUUAUUCAACAAAAGAUUCUUGCCCGACUGGGCCAACAAGACUGUGUAAAACUCGGUACAACACGACAGCACCGAUGUAUGGCGUCUCGCUCACCUCUGGUCAACCAGUCACUAUUGUGCAAAAAUUUCCAGAUCUUUUGCAGCAAGUGGUGUAUGAAGUUUGCGAGUCCAAAGAGUGCGAUGUCGUCCAUGGUGAAUGCACGCAGACCUACGUCCCUUAUCUCUUCCUUGUAAUUCCGCUUGGGCCAGUUACUUUAACGGGUCAGGAUUACGUUUUGGUGGAAAGUGGAUGCGUUUGCAAGCCUAAAGUAACAUUAACAUGAACAAGACAACUUCGCUUCAUCAAAACAAUGCUUUUGAUCUCGAUGACAUAUUGUUUAAGAAAAACGCAAUAACUGAAAAUUUUUUGACUAAAUUUACCACAAACGGAUUUCUAACUUUUAUGCAUUUAGUUUAAAUGAUAAUACGAGGUCUUAUUUAUUUUUGUAAAUAGUUUAUUUCUGUUAUUGUGAAAUUAUAUUUAUUAAAUGAAAUUGAAAAUAU